This is a messenger RNA of Physella acuta, 1005 nucleotides long. Its product is annotated as QRFP-like peptide receptor. Gene Ontology annotation, cellular component: membrane. Lineage: Eukaryota; Metazoa; Mollusca; Gastropoda; Physidae. Gene Ontology annotation, biological process: G protein-coupled receptor signaling pathway. Gene Ontology annotation, molecular function: G protein-coupled receptor activity. The record is from RefSeq and is a predicted model, not a curated record.
AUGGCCAACUCAAGCGCUGAGCAAUUAGUUCCCCUUAUGACUGAUCAGCAAAGGGAGGUAGUCGAUGUAUUGUUUUUCGCCUUUAUCAUUAACACGAUUAGUACCCUUGGAUCAAUAGGCAACAUAAUCAACAUCCUUGUGUUUACUAAACAGGGGUUCCAGGACACAGUGAACAUCAGCUUCUUGGCUCUGGCCGUGUCUGACCUUGGCAGUCUCGUGACCUUGAUAUGGAAAGGGAUCACAGCGAUCUUGGCAGCAGCAUGGCCGGACAUCCCAAUGAGCUUGGGUGACGUCAGCUACUUGACAGCAAUGGUCCCACACGCCAUGUUUGUCCGAGUCAGCUGGCUGAUCACCAGUUUCAUCACCAUAGAGAGAUGUCUGUGUGUCACCAUGCCCCUCAAGGUCAAACACGUCAUCACCGCGUCCAGAACCGUCGCGGCCAUGGCGCUGAUCUACGUCUGCGUUUUCCUAGGCAUGUCUCCCUUCUACAUCGGGAGUUCCUUGACCAGCGUCCUUGACCUUCAAACCAACAAGACCAGAAUCGUCCGAAGUUUUAGUAAAGAGAGCGUCUACUACACGGACAGCAUUGGUCACAACUUCAGCGUGUCAGCCCAGUUCAGUUCCAUCUUCAUCGACCUGCUGUCCACGCUGGUCAUUGUCAGACAGAUGCAGGUCAAGUGGAAGUGGAGGCUGGAGUCCACGUCCUCUGGCACCAGUGACCGCCUGUCUGUCCGAGAGAAGAAGCUGGUCAAGAUGGUGCUGGCCAUCUUGUGUGUGUUUGUCGCGUGCGUGUCACCCAGCUGUGCCAGCUUCCUGUGUGAGCUGGUCUACGGCUGGAAGUUUGGUCUAACUGGGCCUAACUAUAACGUCUUCAUCACCGUCUGUUCUGUCAUCAUUACAUUUGAAGCUGCGCAUAGCUCGGUCAAUAUUUUUAUUUAUUAUAACAUGAGCGCCAAGUAUCAGUCAACGUUCAAACAGAUUUUCUGUAAGGCUGAAUGUAAAUAA